AUGAUCUGGAUCAUUCCUCUGCUGCUCGUCCUGCUUUAUCUGAGCCUCACACGUCAGUGGAGAUGCAAGAAUGAACCACCUCUCGAUGUAGGAAUAAUCCCAUGGUUGGGUCAUGCACUUGAAUUUGGAAGAGAUGCCUCCAAAUUCAUAAUCCGAAUGCAGGAGAAACACGGCAACAUUUUUACCGUGCGUGUUGCGGGCCGCUACAUUACGCUUCUGCUGGAUCCUCAUUCGUACGAUGCCGUCAUCAAUGACUCGGACUCACUGGACUUCAGCCGCUAUGCACAGGUGCUCAUGAGCAGAAUCUUCAACCUGGAACUUCCUCCUCAGCAGCCGGCUAAGGCAAAGAUGAUGACGAAGAGGCACUUCCUGGGCAAGAAUCUGUCCACACUGAACAGAACCAUGAGCCGGCACCUGGGGACCCUGCUGAAAACUGAGAUGCAGCACGACCAGAGGAACUGGAAGGAGGAGGGACUGUUCAGCCUCUCCUAUCGCUUACUUUUCAAGGCGGGGUACCUCACGCUGUUUGGAGGGGAACAGAAUAACAACAGCUCCAAUAGUUCCGAAGUCUACAAGGAGUACAAGAAGUUUGACGGCUUCUUGUGCAAACUGGCAAGGGGGACACUGAAAGCAGAGGAGAAGAAGACAGCACACGGUGUUCAGAGAAGACUCUGGGAGCUUCUGGCUUCAGCAGGUCUAACUAAUGACUCGGGAUCAAGCAUGUGGCUCCACGCCUACAGACGACUCCUGCAGGAGGACGGGGUUGACGAGGAGACGCAGAGAAAGGCGCUGCUGAUGCAACUCUGGGCCUCACAGGGUAACGUUGGCCCUGCUGCGUUUUGGCUUCUGGGCUACCUGUUGACAAAUCCUGAAGCUCUGACUGCCGUAAAGAGGGAGUUUGGCCAGAUCUCAAAGAUGGAAAACUCAGGGACUCCUCUCCCGGACAGAGACAUGAACACUCCUGUGUUUGGUGAGGAGAUUUUGCUGACAGAGAAGUGA
Molecule: messenger RNA, 999 nt
Organism: Nematolebias whitei (Rio pearlfish)
Lineage: Eukaryota; Metazoa; Chordata; Actinopteri; Cyprinodontiformes; Rivulidae
Product: prostacyclin synthase-like
Exons: 7
Coding region: 1-999 (332 amino acids)
Biological process (GO): prostaglandin biosynthetic process
Molecular function (GO): iron ion binding; prostaglandin-I synthase activity; monooxygenase activity
Source: RefSeq, a predicted model, not a curated record